AGGAGCAGCACGACGACCAGGAGCUACAGCACAAGACGUUUAGAGGAGCCGAGGAAAGGAGACAGGGAGGAGAGAGGAGACAUAGAGGGAGAAAGAGAUGAGGACAGAGGUUGGACUCGGAGACGGUUUGUGACUGUGCGGAACUAGUCUCAUUCAGACCAGGUGUGUCUCAGGGUGUCCUCAUGCCGUGGCUGCUCUCAUCGCAGGUGGACCUCCUGUCUUCGUCCCCCUCUCAGCGUCAGUGUGAACGGACGUCCUUCUCCUUCUACUGCGCGGUGCGUCAGCGGCUUCCUGCGUGGCUGCUGGAGGACAUGCGCUGCAUGGAGGUGUUCAGCUGGGAGGACGGAGCCCCUCGAGCCUUUCUUCCGUCGGAGGCGCUGUUGUACGCGCUGGUGCACGACCACCAGGACUACGCGCGCUUCCUGCUGAAGGAGCACUCGGCGAGCGCCAUGCGGCCGCCGCGCUGCAGCUUUUGCCGCAGCAGCGGCGGCGCGCCGCAUCUCGCCAUCGCCGUGCGCUACGACCGCGUUUCGAUUCUGGGAAUGAUGCUGGCGGCUCUGAAGGACGCGCAGGUCCAGACGGAGAAGCAGGACUUCCUGGACUGCCGAGGCGGCUGCUCGCACGUAGCCGACGCGGGGAAGACGGCGGUGCAGCUGGCCGUGGAGCUGUCGCGGCCCGACUGCCUGCUGCUGCUGCUGGUUCACGGCGCGCUUCCCACCGGCGUGGACGCCGCGCUGCAGCGCCUCGUCGCCUCGGGCAGCGCGGAGCGCCGCCGCGCACAACGCUGCCUCGACUUCCUGCUGCUUUUCUUGCCCGGACCGCCAGCGCUGUGCUGCCUGCAGGACGAGUCGCAUCGCUGGCAACACCUGCUGGGAAAUGAGGUGUUCAGAUGGCUGUGUGGUUUGGCUCCGCCCCCUCUACUGCUGCAGGCGCUCAGGUGUCUGGCCCGGUCCGGCCCAGAUCAGAUCACCGCGCUGCCCGACUUCCUGCAGCUGCACAGCCGGCAGUAACCUCCUCUGUCCCCAUGGAAACACUCACCUAACCCCCCAAACUACUAUGAUCGGAUGGUGAUCUGAUUAAACAUAAUAUGUAAAUAUAGACUACAGACUGAUCAGCGGUCGAUACUAAACAGGCUUUAGGACCCCGAGGAGACGGAAGAAGCCGCUGUGUGAUACGAGCUUUCCGUUAUAUUAAUGAGGGGGAUAUUCGUGAGCUUUUUUUGUUCAUUUUCUAUUCAUUUUUCUUCACAAUUUAAUAAUAAAAACAAACGUAUCAAAGGUAAAAUAAAUGCACAGUGCAGGAAGCCUCCACAUUAAUAACAUUAUAGAGACAACGUACAUCAAAUAUGAAUACCUCAAAUAUUUCACAGGAUGUGAUAGAUGAUAACAAUACUUCAUUAACAACAAACAGCCAAAUGUAACAGUGUCAAUGUGUUUGUAUGCGUGUAUAUGGGCGUGUGAGGUUGCUGAGGUGAAUGCUGUGAAAUAUGUGAACGCAGCUUGGUCUCCUUCCGCUGAGCGUUGACCUCUGACCUCUGCAGCCACUUAGAUGCAGAGAGCUUUUUGACAGAAGAAAGGGGACGAGGGUCAAACGGACCACUUUAGGACUGAUGGUGCCUGGGACAUGUUGCUAGCUGCUAGGCUAAGCUAGCUGCUAGGCUACUUACCAUCCCAACAUCUACCCUGCAGAGGACACCACUGUGUCCCUAAAGGACAGUGGUGUGGACACGUCCUGCUAAACGAGGGGACACUGUUGGCUUCAAACACCUCAAAUGAGGGAGAGUUGGGAGCAGGGUGCAUCUCCAAGAUGAUCACAUGUGUAGUUUGUUUAAAAUACAAUUACACACGUGUUAAAACACACGCUUCCUAAAGUGAUGAUUUGUUUAUUUAUUAGAUUUAGUCUUUAGAAGGAACUUUUAAUUCUGAUUGAUCUAAUUAAUGAAUUUGUAAAUGUGAGAUCAGAGUUUUUAAAUCUAUUUUCAGCCCCUAAUAAAUAAAUGGGUGUUUUUAAAGACAAUGUGACAUUGAGUGGGGGCCUGAAAUAGCCACGGUUUGCCCUGUUUGACAAGAAAUGCAGAAAUGUUGUCAUGGUCAGGUGAUCAUGAUGAUGAUGAGGAUCAUGACCAUGAUGAAGGUCAAUGACGAUGAGGAUCAUGAGGAUUAGGAUCAGAGCUGUGAGGCUCCGGAGGAAGAUGAAUGUACUUCUGGUGUAUGAACAUGUUUCUACCACCUGAUAUGAAGAAGCGUCCUUCUCAAACCGGUUUGUGGUUACACUUCGUUGCAGCUCUUUCUCAUUCUUAGCUGAGUAAUGAAGGACAUGUCUCUUCUGCAGAUUGUCAAUUAUUCACUUCAGGUUAUGUAUUAUGUCCUGCAUUCACAGCGUGAAAUAAUGUCAAUUUCAUCAAUCUUCUUGAUCGUACAAGCUGAUCCCAGAUUUCCUCUGUGUAUAAAGUGUGGAAGUACCAUUUGUUUGAGUCCAAUCCAGCUGUGAGACAUUCAAUGAUCUGUAAACAAUAAAACCUGUCAGGUGAGGAUUUGCUCAUUUGGGGACAUUUCUUUGGACCCAGGCCCGUCAGAGGCACAGCAAGAACCUUUAUUUCAUUUCGGCUCAGCAAAGAAAUGUGUUUUUCUAAGUUGGAUCCAUGAAGUUUAUUGGAUUUACGUGUGUGAACCAAAGAUUUCCGUCACUAACUGGGAAAUAAUGUAUAUGCAAAAUAAAUCAUUUGUUUCAUUUAAA
Molecule: messenger RNA, 2736 nt
Organism: Pungitius pungitius (ninespine stickleback)
Lineage: Eukaryota; Metazoa; Chordata; Actinopteri; Perciformes; Gasterosteidae
Gene: ankrd9
Product: ankyrin repeat domain 9
Exons: 2
Coding region: 183-1010 (275 amino acids)
Source: RefSeq, a predicted model, not a curated record